GCGCGGCAAGGGCUCUGCGUGGUGCGGGGCGUCUCCGCUCGGGCUCCGGCCCGGGGAGGCGGCUCCGGCGGGGCAGGCGGGCUCCACCCCCGGGCCGGCCGCGCGCCCGCACCUCCCUAUUCCUGGAGCCCGAGUAGGGGCUCCAAGCGGCGGCGGCGGCGGCUCCGCUCCCAGCUGGGCGUCUGGGCGCGGGGCCAGGACGCGCGGGGAGCGGCGGCGGCGCUGGGCGGCUGAUCGCGCGGAGGGCGGCGGCCUGGGCCGGCCGAGCCAUGGCGGCCCCGGAGCCGGUGCCGAGGCGGGGCCGGGAGCGGGAGCGGGAGGAUGAGAGUGAGGACGAGAGCGACAUCCUGGAGGAGAGCCCGUGCGGCCGCUGGCAGAAGCGGCGCGAGCAGGUGAACCAGGGGAACGUGCCGGGAGUCCAGAGCACCUUCCUGGCCAUGGACACGGAGGAGGGCGUGGAGGUGGUGUGGAACGAGCUGCACUUCGCGGACAGGAAGGCCUUUGCAGCCCACGAGGAGAAGAUCCAGACCAUGUUCGAGCAACUGGCCCUGGUGGACCACCCCAACAUCGUCAAGCUGCACAAGUACUGGCUGGACGCCUCAGAGGCCCGAGCACGGGUCAUCUUCAUCACAGAGUACGUGUCCUCGGGCAGCCUGAAGCAAUUCCUCAAGAAGACCAAGAAGAACCACAAGGCCAUGAACGCCAGGGCCUGGAAGCGCUGGUGCACGCAGAUCCUGUCCGCGCUCAGCUUUCUGCACGCCUGCAGUCCCCCCAUCAUCCACGGGAACCUGACCAGUGACACCAUCUUCAUACAGCACAACGGCCUCAUCAAGAUCGGCUCUGUGUGGCACCGGAUCUUCUCCAAUGCACUCCCGGUCCAUCUGCGAAGCCCCAUCCGUGUGGAGCGGGAGGAGCCUCGGAACCUGCACUUCUUCCCGCCAGAGUACGGAGAGGUUGCUGAUGGCACGGCCGUGGACAUCUUCUCUUUCGGGAUGUGUGCUUUGGAGAUGGCUGUGCUGGAGAUCCAGGCCAACGGGGACACCCGGGUCACAGAGGAAGCCAUUGCUCGCGCCAGGCACUCCCUGGGCGACCCCAACAUGCGGGAGUUCAUCCUCUCCUGCCUGGCCCGAGACCCUGCCCGCCGGCCCUCCGCCCACAACCUCCUCUUCCACCGCGUGCUGUUCGAGGUGCACUCGCUGAAGCUCCUGGCAGCUCACUGCUUCAUCCAGCACCAGUACCUCAUGCCCGAGAACGUGGUGGAGGAAAAGACCAAGGCGAUGGACCCGCACGCAGUCCUGGCGGAGAUCCCACGGCCCCCCCGGCCCCCACUGCAGUGGCGGUACUCAGAGGUCUCCUGCCUGGAGCUUGACAAGUUCCUGGAGGAUGUCAGAAACGGGAUCUACCCACUGAUGAACUUCGCUGCUGCUCGGCCGCGGGGGCUGCCCCGUGUGCUGGCCCCACCCGCCGAGGAAGCCCCAAAGGCCAAGACCCCAACACCAGAACCCUUUGACUCUGAGACCAGAAAGGUGAUCCAGAUGCAGUGUAAUCUGGAGAGAAGCGAGGAUCAGACACGCUGGCAUCUCACUCUUCUCCUGGUGCUGGAGGACCGGCUGCACCGGCAGCUCACCUACGACCUGCUCCCAACCGACAGUGCCCAGGACCUGGCUGCUGAGCUGGUGCACUACGGCUUCGUCCACGAGGUGAGGACGAUCGGCUGAAGCUGGCCGCCUUCCUGGACAGCACCUUCCUCAAGCACCGUGGAGCUCAGCCGUGACCUUGACUCGCCUCAGAGCCCCAGCCCUCCAGCCCGGGAAGCAGACCUGGCGGCUCCCAUGGAGAAGCUUGGCGUUGGCGCCUGUGUUGGGGUCAAUGGCCAGCAAGGCGGGGGGUCCGAGCCGGCGGUGGCGGCGGCAGUGGUGGCCGCGGGAGACAAAUGGAAACCUCCACAGGGGACAGACUCCAUCAAGAUGGAGAACGGGCAGAGCACAGCCGCAAAGCUGGGACUGCCUCCCCUGACGCCUGAGCAGCAGGAGGCCCUCCAGAAGGCCAAGAAGUACGCCAUGGAGCAGAGCAUCAAGAGCGUGCUGGUGAAGCAGACCAUCGCCCACCAGCAGCAGCAGCUCACCAACCUGCAGAUGGCAGCAGUGACAAUGGGCUUUGGAGAUCCUCUCUCACCUUUGCAAUCGAUGGCAGCUCAGCGACAGCGGGCCCUGGCCAUCAUGUGUCGGGUCUACGUGGGCUCCAUCUACUACGAGCUGGGGGAGGACACCAUUCGCCAGGCCUUUGCCCCCUUUGGACCCAUCAAGAGCAUUGACAUGUCCUGGGACUCUGUCACCAUGAAGCACAAGGGUUUUGCGUUUGUGGAGUACGAGGUCCCCGAGGCCGCCCAGCUGGCCCUGGAGCAGAUGAACUCUGUGAUGCUGGGAGGCCGGAACAUCAAGGUGGGCAGACCCAGCAACAUCGGGCAGGCCCAGCCCAUCAUAGACCAGCUGGCAGAGGAGGCUCGAGCCUUCAACCGCAUUUACGUGGCUUCCGUGCACCAGGACCUCUCGGACGACGACAUCAAGAGUGUUUUUGAGGCCUUCGGCAAGAUCAAGUCUUGCACGCUGGCUCGGGACCCCACGACUGGCAAGCACAAGGGCUAUGGCUUCAUUGAAUAUGAGAAGGCCCAGUCGUCCCAGGACGCCGUGUCUUCUAUGAACCUCUUCGACCUGGGUGGCCAGUACUUGCGGGUGGGCAAGGCUGUCACCCCCCCGAUGCCCCUGCUCACACCUGCCACACCCGGAGGCCUCCCACCUGCUGCUGCUGUGGCCGCAGCUGCAGCCACAGCCAAGAUUACGGCUCAGGAAGCAGUGGCUGGAGCAGCAGUACUGGGUACUCUAGCCACACCUGGACUGGUGUCCCCUGCCCUGACUCUGGCCCAGCCCCUGGGGGCUCUACCCCAGGCCGUCAUGGCUGCCCAGGCCCCGGGAGUCAUCACAGGUGUGACCCCUGCCCGGCCUCCCAUCCCGGUCACCAUCCCCUCUGUGGGAGUGGUGAACCCCAUCCUGGCCAGUCCUCCGACGCUCGGUCUCCUGGAGCCCAAGAAGGAGAAGGAGGAGGAGGAGCUGUUCCCCGAGUCGGAGCGCCCGGAGAUGCUGAGCGAGCAGGAGCACAUGAGCAUCUCGGGCAGCAGCGCCCGCCACAUGGUGAUGCAGAAGCUGCUCCGCAAGCAGGAGUCCACAGUGAUGGUUCUGCGCAACAUGGUGGACCCCAAGGACAUCGACGACGACCUGGAGGGGGAGGUGACCGAGGAGUGUGGCAAGUUUGGCGCUGUCAACCGUGUCAUCAUCUAUCAGGAGAAGCAGGGAGAGGAGGAGGAUGCGGAGAUCAUCGUCAAGAUUUUUGUGGAGUUUUCCGUAGCCUCUGAGACUCACAAGGCCAUCCAGGCCCUCAAUGGGCGCUGGUUUGCUGGCCGCAAGGUGGUGGCUGAAGUGUAUGACCAGGAGCGUUUUGAUAACAGUGACCUCUCCGCGUGACCCUGGCCCCAUUCCCCGGACUCGCACUUUUCCCUUGUUCCCUCUGAGUUUUAUAGAGUGAUUCGAUGGUGUCUUGGGCCCAGCCGCCCAGCCUGUGGAUAAAGGUGCAGAUGCUGCUGGCCCGGAACAUGCCUGUCUGA
Molecule: messenger RNA, 3658 nt
Organism: Hippopotamus amphibius kiboko
Lineage: Eukaryota; Metazoa; Chordata; Mammalia; Artiodactyla; Hippopotamidae
Gene: PUF60
Product: poly(U) binding splicing factor 60
Biological process (GO): regulation of alternative mRNA splicing, via spliceosome; alternative mRNA splicing, via spliceosome; protein phosphorylation
Cellular component (GO): precatalytic spliceosome; catalytic step 2 spliceosome
Molecular function (GO): RNA binding; protein kinase activity; ATP binding
Source: RefSeq, a predicted model, not a curated record